UUUAUUUCCCUUUUGUAUCAUGAUAAAUGAUAGAAAUGCCAUGUGUGGUUCCUCAUAUAAUGAGAAAAUGAGAAAAGAAGCAGAAGGGUUUCAAAGUCUUUUCUUAACAGUUCCAGGAAUUCAGUGCACCAAGCAUGUCUAUUCAGAUUUUGUCAAGAAUGUGGCAUGCAAGUUGAAGAAAAAUAUGAACAGCAAAUAUAAUUGGGGAAAUUUGGGGCAGUGACAAAAGCAGUGUGAAAUUUCAGAUGUAAAGGUGGUUCUGCCCUGCAGGUGACCUUCAUGAAGAAGAGCUAUAGCAGUGGUAGUCAACCUGGCCCCUACCGCCCAUUAGUGGGCGUUCCAGUUUUCAUGGUGGGCGGUAGAUGUUUUGUCCGAUACUGAAGCACUUUCUUUUAAUUUAAUUGACUUUUUAAAAAAAAUUUGUAACAUUAUUUAAAAACAUUUUCAUUAGGUUUUCAUAAAAUUCUCCGUGACAAUUAAAAUUUCUGAAAAUAUACUAUUAGUAUCACCUGCACAUGUUUAGUUCAUGUUACAUAAGUGAAACUAAAUGGCGCUAUAAUGCGACCGCAAAUAAAAGAGGCUUGUCCCAGAAUAGCUCAUGCAUCUCCCCCCCACAGGGCCCAGCUGUAACAGACAAGCAGAGCUAGUAGCUGGCGCCCCCCCCCAAACCCAAUCCACGAUACACGAGAGGCAUGUGCAGAUGAUGAUACACGGCGCAUUACUGUGGAACUGGUGGGCGGUUAGAAAAUUUUACUACUAACAAAGAUACAAAAGUGGGCGGUAGGUAUAAAAAGGUUGACUACCCCUGAGCUAUAGGAAUAUUGAAUUGAGAAGAAAAGGGAUUGUGGUUUUGAGCACCAGAUCUCCAGGUUUAUUUGCAACUCCUGCUGUGAUCUUUGCUUGGAGGAGCCUCCUUGUUAGCCUUCAAUGGCUGGUGAGUGAGAGUGCACCAAGAGGCUGAUACUUUUUUUUUUUUUGGAUUUUUUUUAAUUUUUUUUGAAGCAAACCACAUAUAGUAUACUUUUGGAACAAAAAUAUCAGCCAAGUACAUAGUCAAACCGAAUUCCAUUUUUCACCACCCUCUUGUAUACUUUUUAAAAUGUAUUUCCCUUCCCCCCUUUUUAAUUUCACUAUUUGCAUAUCUCUAAUACAAAAUUUAAUCUAACCCUCUGUCCUGAAUUUAACUCUUUAAUCAAGUCUAGCCCCCCCUUUUUUUGCCCCCCUUCUUGUCUCUCCCAUCUAAAUUAAAACCCUAUAUUCCCAAUUACAAGUUUCUUUCUUUUCAGUCUUUAUAUCAUCAACAUCUAUAAUUCCAUUACGUUUCCAUAAACACAUUUUUAAAAAAAAAACAUUAAUCUUGAUUUUAUCAAAAGAAAAACAAAAAGAAAAAAACAAAAUAAUACUAGCUAACAUUCAUUAUUUCAAAAGAUCUCUUGUGUAUUUAAUUCUCAUCUCUUUCAUAUUUCCAAACAAUCUCUUAUAUAUUUAAUUCUCAUCACUUUAGAAUAGAAUAGAAUAGAAUAGAAUAGAAUAGAAUUUUAUUGGCCAAGUGUGAUUGGACACACAAGGAAUUUGUCUUGGUGCAUAUGCUCUCAGUGUACAUAAAAGAAAAGAUACGUUCAUCAACAUCAUUAGUAUUUCAAUCUUAACCUAUAUUAGUUCCCUUCUUGUUUCUCUUUAAAGUCCUUGCUUUAACAGAAUAUAUCCUAUAUUUCAGUAAAUUCUGCCUAUUUCCAUAGCUUCAAUAUCAGUCAUUUCUUUAUCAAUGAAGAUUUUAAAGUUUAUUAUUCUCAAGCUUGUAUUAAAAAAAAGCAAAAGUAAAAAGGAGCAAAUAUUUCUCUUAUUUCAAAAAGUUUCAUGCUUAUACUUGUAUAUUCUCAUCUCUUAGAAGUUUUAAUUUUAAACUGUUUCAAUUCAACAUUUAUUCACUUAAAAUUCCAUAUUUUCUUAGAUUAUCCUAUAUUUCUGUUAAAUCUCCUUUCUUCCUCUUCCCCUUUCUUUAUAUCUCUAACAACCUCUGUUUGGUCAUUUAAAUUUAUAUUUUAACCUCAUAAAUUCUUUAUUCACUGUCACUGCUAAAAACAGCUCUAGUUUAUUCUAAAUCAUUAUUUUCCAUCGAGUCUUACAGUUAUUUUUUAUAUUCCUUGCUUGAAGAUCACUUGUGUGUUUCUCUUGUUUUUAGUUGUUCUCUGCUUCAUUCUUUGAAGUUGUAGCUCUUAUUCUUGUGAAGGUCAAACAGCUUGUUGAUAGAAAGCUCCUUUGAAAUUCUCACCAUUCUUAUCUCAGUCAUAAAAGUUUUCAACAAUGACCAAGUGCUUGUAAUUCCUCUUCUGCCUUUCGAUGUCCACAAUUAGCAAAACUAUCCAUUUUGUUUCCUUUAGUUAGGGCUGCACCUUGUUUUGUUUCAGCUUAUUUUGCCCUUUUUCCAAUUUAUCCCAUUUAAAAUCCAUGACUUCAAUUUAAUAAUUUGCUUAGUUCAAAUCCAUAAAGAGUAGAGGAAAUCGGAGAUGUUCCAUCCAAGUCCAAUUUCCCCCCCUUUUUUUUUCCCUGUUUAUAUUCAUUAAUCAAUUAUUAAAAAUUUCCAGAUUGUCCAAAUUCCAGCUUCAGUUAUAAAUUCUAUUUUUCUCUUUUUGUUUAAAGGCUCUAGAUUUCAAUUUCAAAGCCAAAAUUUUGUCAGGUCUUUGGGUACUGUUUCCAUUUCUUUUAAUCAAUUGUGUUAACAGUCCUUGUCAAUUUAGCUGCUAUUCCAGGGUUUUGUAGGUUUGUUGCAAAAAUCAGUUUUGAAAUGCCUCACCAUGAGUUGAUGUUCACUCACCCGCCUUCAAUAUUUUGUCCAAUUGACCGCUUCAACCUCCUGCACAAUCUUUGUGGCCGUCCAGACUUUGGCAGCUUGUAAUGGCUGCGGUACCUCAUCGCUGGGUCAAAGGAUGAAAGGCCGGUGCUGCAGGGAAUUUGCAACUUACCUGUUCGCUCCGGCGGUUCCUUCUUUCUUCGCUGUCCCUGCAGGACAACUAUGGUCCAUUACGGACCCCCAUAACGAUGGGAUUUUUGCGCUCCCCCCGGAGCUCCCAGGGUUCAUGUCCAUCUCGUUGCGACACUGGCCUCGUCGUGACACUCCUCCAAUAGGCUGAAUUUUUUUUUGAUUUUUUUUGAUUUUUUUAAAAACAUACAAAGACAUCUUCCAUUCAAAUUUCAAUGCAAUGUGUCAGUGUGUGAAUUACAUUUUUUGUGCAAACAACAAUUAUCAUUAACUUAUUUAAUCAUCCAUUUUAUCAUCUAACUAAUCAAAUAUUUUAAUCAAUUAAUUUCUGAAUAGUCAUUCUGGAACAAUAUUUUGUAUUAUCAUCCUAUUUUAUCCAUUUUAAAACAAUUAUAUCAUUCAUUUAUAUCCAAUUCAUUAUCAUCAAUAAUUUUUAACUUAUUAAAAACAGAAAUCUUUAUCAUAAUUUCCUUUCUAACCAUUGGUAAAAUAAGUCCCAUACUUUAUAAAAUCGCUUAUCUUCCUGUUCUCUAAUUACAAACGUCAAUUUACUCAUUUCUGCACAGUCCAUUAUUUUCUUAAUAAUUUCAUCUUGCAAUGGCAAUUUCUCAUUUUUCCAAUUCCUUGCAAAUACAAUUCUAGCUGCUAAACAUAUGACGAAUGAUUAUGUUGUGGUUCGCCAGCAGCCUGCAGAGCUGACAGCUGAGUCAGACAGUGAUGAGGCUGAGGAAGAACAUGGGCCAGUCCUGGAGGCUGGCGAAGGCCUGGAUGAGGGCUCUGUGUCAGAGGCAGAGAUGGGGCCAGGUUCAUUGGGGAGUGAUGUGCAGACUCCGAAACCUCCAGAGGCUGACAGUAGUGAGGCAGAGGAACAGGAGGAGCCUGUUCUUAGUACACGCAUGAGAAGAGCUGCCAGAAGGCAAGAGCAGCUCAAGCAAAGAGGACGACUUGGGAGUAGGGCCAAUAGAUGAUUGGCCCUUUCCAUAAGGCUUAAAAUUAAAAGACCAGCAAAGGCUCUUGGGCUCUUUUGUCGUGUCCCACUCCUCCUCUGACGGCCGGGUCGGGGAAGUCCGUAUCAAGCGUGGCUGCAAAGCCUCUGCAGCUUUGCCAAAGUUCUGUCAGAGUUCUCAGGGCAGGCAGGAGACCAGGAUGUGACUUCAGCAAUCCAAGUUAGACUUUGCCUGACUCAGAGAAUGCCAGAAAGCAGAUCCUUUAUAUAGGCCAUGGGGUGUGGCUCCAUGACUCAGCACUUAUCCAGGCCUGCCCCUCCCUUCCUUUUGCUGACAUCGCCUCUCCAUUCUCCAGAAGCGUGGAUCUAUCCAUUGCAUCGUUUUGUCCCCAGCUGCCGGUAAUCCCAGCUCUUGGCUGGCUUCAGGCGCACAUGCUAUCAGAAGGAGGUUUGUUUGCUCGGUUUGUCCGGGCAUGGUGCCAGGGCUGGGGGCUGGAGGCAUGCCAGGACAUUCUUCUGUACUAUCAGUCUCUGGCUGAGAUAGCAGGAGAUGAGAAGCGCCUGGCUGCGGCAAGGGGGGGGGGGCAGCGAGGCACAACAUCUUUGUCGGAAAACAAUGUUGAUAGACUUGUUUCUUGUCUUGCUGCAUUUAUUUUUUGUCGGCAUCUUCUGCUUCUGAACUUUUGCCAAGAAAAGCCUUUGGCAGUUUGCCACAAUAGACCAAGGUUGGUGAUAAGACUGAAGAAUUUGGGUUAUGAAGAAUUUGUUUUGAUUUAGUUUGGACUAUGCUGAGAAUGAGUUAAUUCUCAGCUGUUCUAAUAAAGGCUGUUUGUUUUUGAACUGUUUGCGUCUAAUACUAUCUACUUGGGCCUGGGUCACAACAGAUUACAGGAAUUGGAUAAGUUUCAAGUAAUAAAAAGGACCAGGGGAGACAUGAUAGCAGUAUUCCAGUAUUUGAAGGGCUGCCACAAAGAGAAGGCAGUCAAUUUAUUUUCCAAAGCACCAGAGGGCAGGACAAGAAACGAAUAUUGGGAAGCAAUCUCAGUAGUUUUUUGGGAGUUCCUGAAUUAAAAGGGAAUCACUAAAAUAUACAUUGGGGUUAUUUUAUUACAGCUUCCUCUAUGCAACAGACCUUCAAGCCAAUAGCUGAAGCGGCUACUAUCACCAUCCAUACCUUAAAAAACUUCAAACACUGGACUAGCUCCUAAUAUCCAAAUCCUUUAGCAAUUGUAUAUUUUCUUCUUUUGAUUUAGAACAUACUCUCCUUCUCACAGUUCCUUUAUUUCUACUCCAAAAUAGUUUCUCUAGAUACUUGUAAUUUUGAGGCACAUAAAAAUGUUACAUGUUUUUACCACAUCAACUGUAAAAACUUUCUGGAGGAACAUCUUUGUUUGCUCUUUCAGACCUCCUUGGUGCUUCACUGAAAUCUUAGUUUCUAAACGUUUCUCUUACCUACAUUCUGACCCUGAGCUAAUCCUGGAUUUUUGUUCAGCGUGCCUGUGUGAAUGCUCAUCCACUGGAGACUCAUAACAAGCAUUACAAUUUUAGAAUUGGCAUGUACCUGUUUCCAAUUGUCAUGUUCUGAAAAAUUUAUAGAACAUGAGAUAACAUUUUUGUGUCCAUCUGUAAAUCUAUAUGCCUUUGAGUCUGAUAGAUAGCCUAUAAAUUUUAAUUUCCUUGCAUUUGGUUGUCUUGACUCCUAAUUGCCUUGGGAAUGGGCACCCACGCAUUGCUCCCAAAGAUCCUUAAAAGUGCCAAAGAUGGUUGUCUUCCAUAGAACAUGUAUCGAGUUUGAUUAAUUGCUGAACUCCAUAGUCUAUUGACCAAAUAUUGGCAGUUAACAUUUCCUCACCCCAAUACGGAUUAAUCAUUCCUGCAUCAUCUGCUAGUAAUGCAUCUUUCAUAGUCUGUAAUCCACCAUUCCUGCAUUCAGUAACUACAUUCUCUGCUGGAAUAUAGGGUUUCAUUCUUCUAUGUGUUAUGUCUUUCUUCCUGAACCACUGCUGAAACCUAUUAGACAUGAACUCUGUACCUCUGUUUAUAGUUGACAUAUCCUUUGACUGUACCUCCUCUACAAACAUUUGUUGUUGUUAGUUGCGAACUUGUGUCCGACCCAUCACGACCCCAUGGACAACGUUCCUCCAGGCUUUCCUGUCCUCUACCAUCUUCUGGAGUCCAUUUAAGCUCAUGCCUACUGCUUCAGUGACUUCAUCUAGCUACCCACUGCUUAAAUGGUUUGAGACAUUAAUAAUUACCAAAGCAAAUUUGGCCACUCCUAUUGAUAGUGAUAGAGCAGACAUUUCAAAUUCAAGGCCUGUGGAACAGUGAGCGGAUGGCCCCCACCCCCUUGGCCCUGGCCCAGCCUGGCUGGGCACUCCCCCUGCGUGUGCACACAGGAGGCGGCGAGUGCAUGGGGUCUGGAGGUGGCCAGCAGCAGUUGCAACUGAUUGACAUCACCCCAUCUGGCCCCAUCUUGCCCAGCCUCACAAAAACAAUUGCCGGGGUUGGGGGGAGGCGCCAACCAACUUACAGUGGUGGCGGAAUGCAGAAGCUAUCGGGUGGUGAUGGUGCUGGGCAAGCAGCAGAGGCUUUUGAUCAAGAACCACAGGUGGAAACUUUAGAUUCAGCUCUGUCCUUGUCUUCUGGAGAUAAAAUUGUUCUAGGAGAGCUCUCCUACCAUUACAAUGAGGCAAGCCAUUGCUGCCACAUUUGGGAAUCUGUGGUGCCUGUGCUGCUGAGGGAGAGCAAAACCUCAGGCAGGGCAGGCUUGGGCCUAAUUUUUUACUCAGUAAACAAUUCAGAGGCUUCAUUUAGAUCCCACCACCACUGCACCACUUUUGCCCACUACCAAAAUCAGCUCUCACAUGGCCAGAAUCAUAUUGCACAGGUAUGGAGGGGGGUCUAAAUGACCACAGCCUCCUGCUCACUCUAUCUUAGCUUGCCUGUGGUUGCAACAGAGCAGGCAGCCAUGCGGAGCAUUGGAAUUGUGUGCCUCCUGUUAUGUAUUUGAAUUAUUGGAGGGAAUUUUGGACGGGAAAAAGCACAUUUCUGAUUGGCUGGUGCCUCAGCCCAAAUGUGACUUAUAAGGAGGACAGUUCUGCUAUUUCAUUUGCUGGGUUCUCACAAUAAACUUAAGAGCUGUUGUCACCAAUGACUGUCUCCUGUCUCCUCAUUGCCUGACUUAACAUUGGCGACAAGGGUGGGAUGAGGUUGGCAGUGAGACCGGAAAAGAGCUGAUUUGGAAAUUAGCUUAGAACCCAGCCAGUUAUAGGGCGGCCACAUAGAAACAAAUCGAAAUGACUAACUACAUGCUGCCAGCGCCAUCUGACCUUGGCUUGUUUUGAGUGUUUCCUCGAGGCCAACGAGUUGCAAGGGGUAUCGGACAAUCGGAAGCGCGCAUACUUCUUGAGCCAUUGCGGGCCAGAAGUAUUUGAUGCCGAAUUGUUAUCGGAGCCAACACCCGUCCAAUCGCUGCCCUGGCCAGUGUUACAGACGACGCUCAGAGUGCUUUAAGCUCCGGUGCCAUCGAAGUUCGUGCAGAAAUAUGAACUCUGACAGAGAGUCCAAUGCGAAGGUAAAUCGAUCAGUGUCUACAUGGCUGCCUUAAGAAAAGCAGCCAUUCACUGCAAAUAUAGGGACCUCGAGGACUCUCUUUUAGAACAGCUCAUUUGCGAAGUAACGGACAUUCUUUUGCAGAGGCGGCUCCUCGCCAAAAUUAACCUGACACUCAAUAUUGCCCUGGAUGGAGCCAGAGCACAUGAACUUUCCACUAAAGCUGCUGAAACAUUACAGAGACCAACGUUGUCAAGUACACCCCCUAAAGCGACACUAGUCCACAGUGAGGAAAUCCAGUCUGAGUGUGACGGCGAGAGCAAGGAAGAAGUUUUCCAAACGGGGCAACCAGAAAGAAAUGACCUGGGGAGGUCAUCAACAGAGACAAAAUUGUCGGUUUAAAGAAGCCAUCUGCCGUAGAUGUGACAGAAAAGGGCAUCUAGCACAUGUGUGUUGAGCUCUCCAGCCAUGCCACCAAAAGUCCAGAGCUGAAUGUAAACCAGCCUAUCAGCAGAAUCCAAACUCUGUGAAACGGCCAGCUAUUGGCUCAAACAAAAAGGGCGCGAAGUCCAACCACACCACAGUUCGAGUUGGCCAAGCCUCAACAAAACCAGAAAAAAAGAUUUUUACAAGAGCCUGCAUAGUAGGGGUGCCGUGUAAAAUGGAAGUUGAUACCGGAUCAUCGAUCACUAUCAUGUCCUGGGACACCAAAGACCUUCCAAGUGUCGCGAAAUGCCAAUUGCAACCUCAGAGACUAAGAGUCCAGGAUUAUCAAGGAAACCAGAUCCCUGUCCGAGGCAUCACCACAGUUCGAGUAAAGUAUGGACAAUAUAAGAAAUCGCUACCAGUCACCAUCGAAGAUGAACAUUUGCCUAGUUUACUAGGUCUCUAUUGGUUCCGGGCCUUUGGGAUGGGCAUCACAGGAGUCUACAGUGUUGAAGGCGACCUGAGGGAGGAGCUGCUCCAGGAAUUUGAAGAUGUAUUCCGGGACAGCCUGGGCAAACAAAGAGGAUGACAAAAAGAGCAUUCUAGACAACUGAGAAUAACAAGCAACUUUGAAAAUGAUCCACCAAUCAAACUAUUUUUCAUUUCCUUCAAAAAACCACACAAUUCUCCCGGCAGCUGAUAGACAAAAGAGAGAAAAUCAAAUUAGAUUCUGAGCUGGAAAAAGUAGAUUAUGUGGAAGGAUACAUUACAUAAAAAGUCAAGGGAGAUUAUUUUUUCAUUCAGAAAAAAAGGGAUCUCUCUGGAAGUCAGUGGGAGGAAAAGGUCAAUUGGAAAGCCACGUAGAGCAGACAGUGAUGCAGGCCUUGAUCUGGGAGGAAAAAAAACAGCUUGAAUCAAAGCAGCAUUAAACAAGGGAUCCUCCAUAUUUUUAACCUCCUCAGGAUUAUCAGUUGUUGAAAAACUCCAUAGAUAUGCCUAUUUUGGGAAAGAUACAACUUGCAAAUCACAGCUGAUUAUGCAUGAAAGGAACCACACAAGAGAAAAACCAUACAAUCACUCUGACUGAGGCAAACCCUUUGGUCAAAACAGCUCUGUUAUGGUUCAUGGAAGGACCCACAGAGGAGAGAAGUCCUACAACUGCUUGAAAUGUGGUAAACGCUUUAGUGAGCAUGGCAAAUUGAUGAUACACCAGAGGACUCACACAGGAGAGAAAACAUUUGACUGUCCUGCCUGUGGGAAAAGUUUCAGUAGAAAUUGCCACCUUGUGAAACACCAGAGGACUCACACAGGAGAGAAACCCUUUGAAUGCCCUAUCUGUGGGAAAAGUUUCAGUCAAACCUCUAACCUGGUAAAUCACCAGAGGACACACACAGGAGAAAAACCCUUUGAAUGUCCUGAUUGUAGGAAAAGUUUCAGUGAGAAUUCCAACCUGGUGAUACACCAGAGGACUCACACAGGAGAGAAACCCUUUAAAUGUGCUAUUUGUGGGAAAAGCUUCAGUCACAGUUCCAGCUUGGUGAUACACCAGAGGACUCACACAGGAGAAAAACCCUUUGAAUGUCGUGAUUGUGGGAAAAGUUUCGGUCAGAAUUCCCACCUGGUGAAACACCAGAGGACUCACACCGGAGAAAAACCCUUUGAAUGUUCAGAUUGUGGGAAAAGUUUCAGUCAGAAUUCCAACCUGGUGAAACACCAGAGGACUCACACAGGAGAGAAAACAUUUGAAUGUCCUGAUUGUGGGAAAAGUUUCAUUACUAAUUCCCACCUUGUGAGACACCAGAGGACUCACACAGGAGAGAAACCCUUUGAAUGUCCUGAUUGUGGGAAAAGUUUCAGUCAGAAUUCCAACCUGGUGAAACACCAGAGGACUCACACAAGAGAGAAACCCUUUGAAUGUCCUGAUUAUGGGAAAAGUUUCAGUAAGAAUUCCAACCUUGUGAAACACCAGAGGAUUCACACAGGAGAAAAACCAUUUGAAUGUCCUGAUUGUAGGAAAAGUUUCAGUGAGAAUUCCAACCUGGUGAAACACCAGAGGACUCACACAAGAGAGAAAUCCUUUAAAUGUGCUAUUUGUGGGAAAAGCUUCAGUCACAGUUCCAGCUUGGUGAUACACCAGAGGACUCACACAGGAGAAAAACCCUUUGAAUGUCCUGAUUGUGGGAAAAGUUUCAGUCAGAAUUCCCACCUGGUGAAACACCAGAGGACUCACACAGGAGAAAAACCCUUUGAAUGUCCUGAUUGUGGGAAAAGUUUCAGUCAGAAUUCCAACCUGGUGCAACACCAGAGGACUCACACAGGAGAGAAACCCUUUGAAUGCCCUAUCUGUGGGGAAUGUUUCAGUCAAACUUCUAGCCUGGUAAAUCACCAUAGGACACACACAGGAGAAAAACCCUUUGAAUGUCCUGAUUGUGGGAAAAGUUUCAGUCAGAAUUCCUACCUUGUGAUACACCAGAGGACUCACACAGGAGAGAAACCCUUUGAAUGUCAUGAUUGUGGGAAAAGUUUCAGUCAAAACUCUAGCCUGAUAAAUCACCAGAGGACACAUACAGGAGAAAAACCCUUUGAAUGUCCUGAUUGUGGGAAAAGUUUCAUUACUAAUUUCCAACUUGUGAGACACCAGAGGACUCACACAGGAGAGAAACCCUUUGAAUGCCCUAUCUGUGGGAAAAGUUUCAGUCAAAACUAUAACCUGGUAAAUCACCAGAGGACACACACAGGAGAAAAACCCUUUGAAUGUCCAGAUUGUGGGAAAAGUUUCAGUAAGAAUUCCAACCUGGUGAAACACCAGAGGACUCACACAGGAGAGAAACCCUUUGAAUGACCUGUUUGUA
Ahaetulla prasina is the source of this 10756-nucleotide messenger RNA. Its product is annotated as zinc finger protein 268-like. The coding region runs from base 9022 to 10746 and encodes 574 amino acids. The transcript has 2 exons. Gene Ontology annotation, biological process: regulation of transcription by RNA polymerase II. NCBI's taxonomy places the organism in Eukaryota, Metazoa, Chordata, Lepidosauria, Squamata, Colubridae. Gene Ontology annotation, molecular function: RNA polymerase II cis-regulatory region sequence-specific DNA binding; DNA-binding transcription factor activity, RNA polymerase II-specific. The record is from RefSeq and is a predicted model, not a curated record.